This is a messenger RNA of Arachis duranensis, 1645 nucleotides long. Its product is annotated as hydroxymethylglutaryl-CoA lyase, mitochondrial. Gene Ontology annotation, molecular function: hydroxymethylglutaryl-CoA lyase activity. The transcript is spliced from 9 exons. Bases 161 to 1456 code for a protein of 431 amino acids. Lineage: Eukaryota; Viridiplantae; Streptophyta; Magnoliopsida; Fabales; Fabaceae. The record is from RefSeq and is a predicted model, not a curated record. Gene Ontology annotation, cellular component: mitochondrion. Gene Ontology annotation, biological process: ketone body biosynthetic process; L-leucine catabolic process.
GAAAAGAAGCGUAGAGAGAAAAAGAAAACGCCAACUACCAACUGAUUCCUAAUUCCACCUACUUCUAUUUCACCCCCAAUUUCUAGGGUUUCCUUUCUCUUCUUCAAUUCCCGCGAUUUCUUUCUCUUUCUUCCCUUCAUUCCAGUUCAUCCACUUCACCAUGUCGAGCUUGGAGGAACCGCUUGGUCUUGACAAGUUGCCGAGCAUGAAUACCAUUGAUAGGAUUCAGAGGUUCUCAUCUGGUGCUUGCCGUCCUAGAGAAGAUAACUUUGGUAUGGGAAUCUGCUUUAUUGAAGGACGAAGUUGCAGCACAUCUAACAGCUGCGAUGAAGACAAUGAAGAGUAUACAGCGGAGACUUACCCAUGGAAAAGGCACACAAGAGACAUUGCUCAAUGUCGCACCUUCAGUCAAAAGACUAUGACCAAAGGGAGAAACUCAAUGAAGUUUGGAAUGAUUGAUGAUUCUUUAUCUGAUUUCCACUCUAGUCCAAGGGGGAAUAGCAAAGACAUACCACAUUCAACACAUAAGUUUCUGGGUAGCAUACCGAGUUAUGUGAAGAUAGUUGAAGUUGGUCCAAGGGAUGGAUUACAGAAUGAGAAGAACACUGUACCAACGGCUGUAAAGAUUGAAUUGAUUCAUAGACUAGCUUCUUGCGGGUUGUCUGUUAUUGAGGCUACAAGUUUUGUAUCUCCCAAAUGGGUACCACAGUUGGCUGAUGCAAAGGACGUGAUGCAAGGGGUUCACGGCUUGGAAGGCAUCAGAUUGCCAGUUCUGACUCCUAAUUUAAGGGGCUUUGACGCUGCUAUAGCAGCUGGUGCAAGAGAAGUAGCUGUUUUUGCAUCAGCAUCUGAAUCAUUUUCAAAAUCAAACAUUAACUGUAAUAUUGAAGAGAGUCUUGUUCGUUACCGGGCUGUUACCCGUGCUGCUAAAGAACUAUCGAUUCCUGUUCGAGGAUAUGUAUCUUGUGUUAUCGGAUGCCCAGUGGAAGGACCAAUUCCUCCCUCAAAAGUGGCAUAUGUUGCUAAAGAACUAUAUGAUAUGGGCUGCUUUGAGAUCUCCCUUGGUGACACAAUUGGUGUCGGCACACCAGGAACUGUAGUUCCUAUGCUUUUGGCUGUCAUGGCUGUUGUUCCGACAGAGAAGCUCGCAGUCCACUUCCAUGACACUUAUGGCCAGUCCCUUUCGAAUAUUCUUGUAUCGCUCCAAAUGGGGAUUAGUACGGUGGAUUCCUCCAUCGCCGGUCUAGGUGGGUGUCCAUAUGCCAAGGGUGCUUCAGGAAAUGUUGCUACUGAAGAUGUUGUGUACAUGCUGAAUGGACUUGGUGUGAAGACCAACACUGAUCUCGGAAAGCUCAUGUCGGUUGGCGACUUCAUCAGCAAGCAAUUGGGGCGCCCGUCUGGUUCGAAGACUGCCAUCGCCUUGAGCCAAGUCACCGCCGAAGCCUCUAGGAUAUAAGAUUAAUAUCCGUAACAGCAACCGAGCUCGUCCUAUGCAAGGUUGGCUAUAGAUAUAAGAUUAAUUAAUGUACCAUAAUACAACAUUGUUAUAUUCAAAUGCUUAAAGCAGAAACAUGUCAUUCCACACAUUUUUUAUGCUACCAUAUUAUACAAAUAGAAGAGGAAUAAAAUGAUUACUUCUAUUGAU